CAUUGCCCUGCAGGAUCAAGCUCACUCCCUGCAGGAUCAAGUUCACUCCCUGCAGGAUCAAGUCCACUCCCUGCAGGAUCAAGUCCACUCCCUGCAGGAUCAAGUCCACUCCCUGCAGGAUCAAGCUCACUCCCUGCAGGACCAAGUUCACUCCCUGCAGGAUCAAGUCCACUCCCUGCAGGAUCAAGUCCACUCCCUGCAGGAUCAAGUUCACUCCCUGCAGGAUCAAGUCCACUCCCUGUAGGAUCAAGUCCACUCCCUGCAGGACCAAGUCCACUCCCUGCAGGAUCAAGUCCACUCCCUGCAGGAUCAGGCUCACUCCCUGCAGGAUCAAGUUCACUCCCUGCAGGACCAAGUCCACUCCCUGCAGGAUCAAGUUCACUCCCUGCAGGAUCAGGCUCACUCCCGGCAGGAUCAAGUCCACUCCCUGCAGGAUCAAGUUCACUCCCUGCAGGAUCAAGUCCACUCCCUGUAGGAUCAAGCCCACUCCCUGUAGGAUCAAGUUCACUCCCUGCAGGAUCAAGUCCACUCCCUGCAGGAUCAAGUUCACUCCCUGCAGGACCAAGUCCACUCCCUGCAGGAUCAAGUCCACUCCCUGCAGGAUUAAGUUCACUCCCUGCAGGAUCAAGUUCACUCCUUGCAGGAUCAAGUCCACUCACUGCAGGAUCAAGUUCACUCCCUGCAGGAUCAGGCUCACUCCCUGUAGGAUCAAGUCCACUCCCUGCAGGAUCAAGUUCACUCCCUGCAGGACCAAGUCCACUCCCUGCAGGAUCAAGUCCACUCCCUGCAGGAUUAAGUUCACUUUCUGCAGGAUCAAGUCUACUCCCUGCAGGAUUAAGUUCACUCCCUGCAGGAUCAAGUUCACUCCCUGCAGGAUCAAGUUCACUUUCUGCAGGAUCAAGUGCACUCCCUGGAGGAUUAAGUUCACUCCCUGCAGGACCAAGUCCACUCCCUGCAGGAUCAAGUCCACUCCCUGCAGGAUCAAGUUCACUCCCUGCAGGACCAAGUCCACUCCCUGCAGGAUUAAGUUAACUCCCUGCAGGAUCAAGUUAAUUCCCUGCAGGAUCAAGUCCACUCCCUGCAGGAUCAAGCUCACUCCCUGCAGGACCAAGUUCAUUCCCUUCAGGAUUAAGUCCACUCCCUGCAGGAUCAAGUUCACUCCCUGCAGGAUUAAUCUUCCUUCUACGCAAGAGCGAGAAUCGCUCCUUCCUGGAGGGGCUCCUGUGUUCCAGUUACGGUUACAUCGGGUGAGGUGUGCGUGAGAUGGUGAGGUGUGCGUGGUAGGGUGAGGUGUGCGUGGGAGGGUGAGGAGU
Messenger RNA from Petromyzon marinus (sea lamprey), 1313 nucleotides. RefSeq lists its product as uncharacterized. The record is from RefSeq and is a predicted model, not a curated record. Lineage: Eukaryota; Metazoa; Chordata; Hyperoartia; Petromyzontiformes; Petromyzontidae.